CAAAACGAAAGGAAAACAAAGCAGAAAAGAAAAACAAAACAAGAAGAUGGGUCCAGAAUUACCUACUGAUCCCGGAGAACUGGAUCAAUUCUCUACGCCUGCCAUUCCCCAUCCUGGCGAGACAGAGACCGAUGACAGUGACGAUGCCUAUAAUGGAUACGAACCCCUGGCAAUGGAAGACGAGCCUCAAGCGGCAGCAUCUGCAGUUCCCACUUCACCUGAAGAUGACGACAAAAAUAUUGAUUUGACCACAGCGAAAGUGACACAUGGGGAUCCCAAUAUGCCGCCCAUUGAACCUGUCGACACCGAAAUCGAACGUCAAGUGUGGAACGAGCCUCGUCCAAGAGAACUUGAAAUUGAGCUCGAUAAAACAAAAACCGAUCAGAUUCUGAGUGCCAUGUCAAAGAUUACAUUACCGAAUAUAACAGUGCCCGAUUGGGCCAAGGGUGUACCAGAAGAAAGUUGGAAACAGGAGCUGCUUGAUCGCAUACAAAACAGGCAACAGCAGCAGAAAAAAGAUGCAUUCCCCUCUUCCUCCUCCUCAACCAGUAAAUAGUUUAUUUAAAUUUAUAUGUAUUUAAUUAGGAAAAAUCGAACACCAAUAUACAAUUUAGACUUGGUUCUCAAAAUGCAGCCAAUAGA
Molecule: messenger RNA, 642 nt
Organism: Drosophila willistoni
Lineage: Eukaryota; Metazoa; Arthropoda; Insecta; Diptera; Drosophilidae
Exons: 2
Coding region: 47-556 (169 amino acids)
Biological process (GO): spermatogenesis
Source: RefSeq, a predicted model, not a curated record